UCUCUCUUUAUUUCUUUUACUGUAUUUAUUUUCUUGCAGUAGUAAUCUGUCCUUUGGCCUUCUUCGGCUUCUCGUCCGAAGAUUUAACAUUUCUAAAAAAAAUCAGAAAUUUUCUGAGUCUACUAUACAGAGAAAAAAGGAAAAUAGUUGUCUGGGAUUUUGUUUUCUUUUCGUGAAUUUCAAUUCAAGUGAAGAAGAAGAAGAACCCUAGACGAUUCCCCAGCUUCUCUUGUCCUAGAUCACGGUUUCUUAAUUUGCUUCCUUCUGAUGUUGAUGGAUCUACUGGUCCUUGGGAGAAGGAUAAGCUGUUGAUGAUGUUACAAGUUUAAUGCAUGUGGAAGUUAUCUGAACAUCAAAGAGAUGCAAAAUCCAACAUGUGUUGUUGUUAUGUGAAAGCUUAGUUUGUUUAACCAACUAAAGACUUGUAAGCUCGUUUUUCAAGUAUCAUCAAGAUUCUGAUUCUGUGACUAGUCCAAUCCUGACAACAGAUUCUGACAUAACUGAAGAAUCCAGUGGCGUGGUUUAUGUUUCCAAACAAGGCCUCAAGAGAAACUAGCUGUCCAGCAGCAACCACUUUAGCAACAUAAGCCUUAUGAAGCAGUCUGGUUACGAUGAGAUGCAGCUGUUGCAGCAGCAGGUGAUGCUCAAGCAACUACAUGCUCUUCAAAUGCAGCAGCAGAGCUUUUCAAACCCCUACGCAUCUACAGCUCAGAAGCAAGCUAACAUUAGCAGGCAGUUUCCACCUCUUCUUAAUGAAAUGCCUCUAAAUGAUUCUUCACAAGGAUAUCUGAACUGGGGGCAGCGGAAUGCAACCCCGGGCCAGCUAGGAACGCUCGAUAGAACCAUGUUUUCGAUGGGUUUUGGUUCUCAGCAGCCUGAUGUUUCUCUGUACGGUGCUCCGGUUGCUAAUGCAAGAGGUGGUAAUAUGGGUCAACAGCCUCCCAUCCAAGCAAUGUUUCAGGAACAUGGCAGUCUAGCAGCUACGCCUCCUAGUGGUCAAUCACAGAAACCUUUGAUGCACUUAUCGGAUUUUAAUAACCCUUUCCUUCAAAGUCAAUAUGCUUCAUCUCCACCACAGUUACCUCUACAGCAGGGAACAUUUAUGUCGAAUCUUGGAGUUCAAGGGAGAGGUAUGUCCGAGGCAGGUUCUAUCCACUUCGGAGAUCUCCCUUCUCAACAGUUUAACAGUUCUUCAAAAGAUCUCAGUGGGAGGCAGGAGGAACAAGCAAGCUGGUCUUCGUUUCAGCAGAAGGAUACUAGUACUACAAAGCUAUCUCAAGGUUUGGUUCCUCUUGACCCACUAGAAGAGAAGAUUCUGUUUAGUAUGGAAGAUAGUAGUAUCUCCGAGAUUGCUUCUGGAGUAUUCGGUGACUGUGAGAAUCUCUCCAGUCCUUUCCCAUCAUCUAUGCAGAGUGGGAGCUGGAGCGCGCUUAUGCAGACCGCUGUUGCGGAAGCUUCUAGCAGCGAUACUGUUCUUCCUGAGGUGUUUAGCGGCUUAACAUAUCAGAACAUGGAAAUAUCUGCGGACGUCAAUGACAUAUCCAACUUCAUAGACAGUGAUAAGCAACAACAGUCUAGCUUUCCUGGGUUCCAGGUGCCUUCGAAUCAGCUGGGACCAGGUCUCUUUCAGGAUGAUUGUACUCCUGUUUCCACUGAGAGGUCCUCGAACGUGGCUGGUCACUGGGUGGAUUGCAAUCCUCAACCAAAGAUAUCAAGAAUGUCGUCUGAUAAUUUACCUACAGGUAAUAUGUACCUGCAGUCCUCGGGGGUGUUUGAUCAGCUACAACCUCAGACAGCGAUUCAUCGCUCCAGUACAGCUCAGUCGUCUGCAGGUCACUUAGCCGGUAUGUCUUCACUUGUGCCUCGUCAGCUCGGACAAGCAGGGAUGUUUCCGCAGUUCACACAACAGAAUGAUCCAUCCACAGUGUCUGUAUCCCAAAUGCAGACGACUAAUCCAUUUGUAGCAUCUUUUUCUGGCAAUGCGACACUUCCAGGAGUUAAUUUGGAUGCUGGCUUUGGAGGUCACACCACUAGUCAGACUAGAUCACCCCAAGGAGGUAUCAAUCAGCAGUUCAAUGUGUGGAAGGACUUACCAACUCGCCAGCAUCUUUUGGAGCAAGAACCACUCAAAGUUCCCGGUAAGAUAUUGGAAAGUGAUGUCACAACCUGGCAAAAGGCCCAACAGAUGUCGUCCACAGGAUAUAAUCUGCAACUGAGGAUUGGUUUGCCUCAAGAGCAGGGAGCAGCCGCUAAGAAUAUCUCUGAUUUUACUGUCUCCAACAAAGAUUUUAACAAACUGCCAAUGGAUAGCGGACUGAGCUCAGAGCUUAAGUCAUCUGCGUUCCCUGGCCCAGUGAUUCAACCUACACAUGAAUCUCAAGAGAUUCCUGAUCAGUUACCUCAGCAUUCUAAGCCUUUAAUCACAAUGAACAAACAUGCAGAGAUCAUCGUACCAAAGAAAGGGAAACGUAUGAGAACAAAGAAGCUGGCUUGGCAUGAAGAAGUCUCUAAUGCAUCCCAAAGGGAUCACACAAUCAGUGAGGCAGAACAGGAAUGGGCCAGAGUUGCUAACUUCGUAGCUGAGAAGGCCGAAUAUGAUGCUCAUACCUUCGAAUUUUCACCACCACUGCAUCGUUCGAAGAGAAGACUUGUUGUAACAUCACAGCUUAUGCAGCAGCUAUUUGAUCCUCCACCCUCACUCCUCCUCUUUUCAGAAGCAUCGUCAAGCUAUGAUGUUUUGUGUUUCUUCAUUGCAAGAGCAACGAUUGGUGAUGCUUGCAGCCUUACCCACAAAAGAGAGAGUGUCUUGCCACCAUCUUCAUAUGAGAUUGACAACAUACCGAAAAAGAUUGAGGAUGUGCAACCUUCUGAAUUUGCUAAAAGUUUAACAGAUAAAGCAAAUAAACUCAAAGAAAGCUUUGAAAGACUGGAGAAAACACAGUCAAUGGCAGAAAUAAAAUUCGACAUAGAGGACUUGGAAAGAUUCUCUGUUAUCAACCGUUUCGCUAGGUUUCACAGCAAGGGACCAGUCUCCGGACCAUCCGCUCUUCCAAAACCGAUGCCACAGAGAUACGUUGCAGUUGGACCCAUGCCUCGGAGCAUACCAGAGGGAGUACAAUGCAAUUCAUUAUGAUUCUGCCUUUUGAAACUAGUCUUUGCUAUGCAUAUAACCAACCAAUCGCCCCAAAGGAGAACAUACAGUAUCUUAUCUUAUAUGUUUUUGGUACUAUUCUUUGCCUCUUCGGAAUGCAAGAAGAUAUUGAAAAAAGACAACCAUCCUCGGAUAACACAACGGCUUAGCAAUACUCCUGCUGCUGUUUCUUUUCCAGUGGAAGUAAUAUUUGUUGUAUUGUGUGUGUUUUGGGUUAAAGAGAUGAAGAACACUCUGGGAUAGUACAAAGUAUCAGGUGUCUGCAGGAAGAAUAGGAUGAGACCCUGUUUGGUUUUUUACAGAUAUGUCUGUUGUUGUUUUUGUUUUGUUUUUCCUAGUUUUAAGUUAUUAACUUAGUUUGGAUGUUAGAAUCUUAUCAGUCAAUACAUGGAUAUGACUCCCUUUGUAUAUUUCUUUUAAUUUUCCAGAAUCUCCAUAUGGUUGUUACUUUUUAUUAACUUAGUUUGGAUGUUAGAAUCUUUUUGGAGGCAUGUAUACAUAUGGUUGUUACUUU
Raphanus sativus (radish) is the source of this 3665-nucleotide messenger RNA. RefSeq lists its product as uncharacterized. The transcript has 7 exons. NCBI's taxonomy places the organism in Eukaryota, Viridiplantae, Streptophyta, Magnoliopsida, Brassicales, Brassicaceae. Bases 593 to 3133 code for a protein of 846 amino acids. The record is from RefSeq and is a predicted model, not a curated record.